CAUUAUCGUGAGAAUCAAAUUCAGUUUCUUCUACGCCAAUCACGCUCGCGAAGCUCAAGAUUGUAUCUCGGAAUAAUUCAGCGCCAUCACUUUUUACAGUCUCAAAUUAAUUCCCUCAGCUGCCAUCUUCCUCCGGCGCAGGCCAUCCUCUUCACCGAAGGAUUUGAGGGUAGUGAGUUUUUCUUCGAUCUGAUCUAGGUGUUUUCUGCAUUACCGUUCCGAUUUCAGUGGAAAUUCGCCGACCUUCUGCGCAGAUUGGGGAGGCAAUGGGAAUAGUAUUUACGCGGCUAUUUUCGUCGCUGUUUGGCAACAAGGAAGCUCGGAUCCUGGUUCUGGGUCUUGACAAUGCCGGAAAAACCACCAUCCUUUAUCGACUCCAGAUGGGUGAAGUAGUAUCUACAAUUCCGACAAUCGGGUUCAAUGUGGAAACAGUGCAGUAUAACAACAUAAAGUUUCAAGUGUGGGAUCUUGGUGGCCAGACGAGUAUCAGGCCAUACUGGAGAUGCUACUUCCCCAACACUCAAGCUAUUAUAUAUGUUGUUGAUUCAAGUGAUACAGAUAGGCUGGUGAUUGCCAAAGAAGAAUUUCAUGCAAUACUAGAGGAGGAGGAGCUUAAAGGUGCUGUCGUCCUCUUAUUUGCAAAUAAACAGGAUCUUCCUGGGGCACUUGAUGAUGCUGCAAUUACUGAAGCCUUGGAACUUCACAAGAUUAAGAACCGGCAAUGGUCUAUUUUCAAAACUUCUGCUAUAAAAGGAGAAGGCCUUUUUGAGGGCCUGGACUGGUUGAGUAAUACACUUAAAUCCGGAGGUGGCUAAGUCUCUGUACGCGAACAUGAUGCCAUUCUUAUCCAUCCUGAGCAAGAAAUAUACGAUAGUCACUGCCGUGAUUUGUGUAGAGAUUCGUAUCUGGGGACAGGGCUAUGUGUUGGUUUUUGAUCAAAUAUGAAAUAUCUAGCACGUUUUUUAAUUCUUCUGCUCAGUUCUCUAUCAUAUACUUUCACAGUAAAUGACUCAAGCUUACAGAUUUUAGGCAUAUAUCCUCUUUUCUUGUAUAUUUCCAAAGUUUCACAGGAUUAGUAAUCUGAUCAAGAUUACUGGAACCUUAUCUAAGAUUUUACUAGUCUCAACAUUCUCUAUAAA
Molecule: messenger RNA, 1139 nt
Organism: Salvia splendens (bonfire salvia)
Lineage: Eukaryota; Viridiplantae; Streptophyta; Magnoliopsida; Lamiales; Lamiaceae
Product: ADP-ribosylation factor 1
Exons: 9
Coding region: 267-815 (182 amino acids)
Molecular function (GO): GTP binding; GTPase activity
Source: RefSeq, a predicted model, not a curated record